GCUAAUAAUAAACCCUAACUCUUUCCCUUUCUCUCUCUUUCGUCGUCACUAAGCUCUGUGGGUUUUAGUGAAGAAUAUCGCACAAGACUCACUGAGUCUCUGUCUCAAACUUGCUCCUCUCCUCCAACCAGCGUUAAACUCACCCUAAACCCUCCCCUUUCAAUUUCCAGCCUUUGCUGCCUCCAUAACCAAAACCUCAAAAAUGAUAUACGGAGGCAAAAGCUACGUCUCCUCACCGCCUACGUUCUCAAACGACGCAAAACGACUCCUAAUAUGCUCCGGCAACACCGUCUCUGUAUUCAGCACCUCCACUGCCUUGCUGAUAACUGAGUUGGAGGGUCAUAAAGCACUUGUUACUUCGGUUCUGGUGGUGCCUAGCUCAAGUAAGGUGUUGAAUUUUUGUUGGACCUCAUCUCUUGACGGAACGAUUCGGUACUGGGAUUUCGUGGUGCCCGAAUUGAUCAAGACUGUUGAUAUUCGGCUGCCCGUUUUUUCUAUGGUGAUCCCUAAUUUUCUGUCUAAACAAGACGAAGAAGGUAGCAAACCAACUGAUGUGUUUGCUUAUAUAUCAGUAGAAGACGUGAAUCAUCCCAGUGACAAGUCUAAACGUUUGAGUGGGAAAAUUAGAAAGUGCAAUUUAACUACGUCUAAGCUGGCUGCUGGAGUGAUUUUAAAAGAGACUGCACGGCCUCAGUUUAUCACCAGUAGUCCCUCGGGGGAAUUUUUUGGUAUCCAAAAUAAACGCACACUUUUUAUUUGGAAAGUUCCAGCCCAUGAUAGUGAGUUUGCUUUAGUGAAGAAGAUGAGCUUGCACCAUACAAAAAACUUCACAACAUUAGCUUUCCAUCCGAAUCAGAGCAUUGUGGCUGCUGGUGAUAUAACUGGGAGGAUUUUAGUUUGGAGGGGUUUCGGUAAAAAAACACUUACAAAAGGCAGUGAGCAAGCUAAUGAAAAACUAGUGCAGUAUGUAGAUGAAAGAGCUGGGGUCAGAGGAGAAGAUGAUGCUGAUUCAUGCUCUACAUGGCAUUGGCACUCAUCUGGAGUGAAAUUUCUUUCCUUUUCUUCUGAUGGAGCCUAUUUGUACUCAGGAGGAAAUGAAGGAGUUCUUGUCCUGUGGCAGCUGGACACUGGGAAGCGGAAGUUUCUUCCCCGAAUUGGAUCUCCCCUUCUAUAUUUUGUGCACUCUCCUGAUCCUACACUCUCUGCGAUAUCUUGUGCAGAUAAUCAGAUCCAGGUUUUGCAGAUGCCGUCAUUGGAAAUCUCAAAGUCCAUUGCAGGAAUUAAGCUUCCUUGUUCAUUUCCAGAUAUGUGGAGUGGUUUAUCUAGUGGAUUUACAUUUGAUCAUUCAGCUGGAUUGGUUGCUCUGCCUACUGAGAAUUAUCGUAUCCAGUUCUACAGCUUGUUUGAUGACGUUGGAAUUUCAGAGGUUCAAAUCUGUGAAAGAAAUCAUCAACCAAGUGACGUUAUGAUGGUGGUAGUGAACUUAGUGGCACUUUCACUUGAUGGUUCUUUGAUGAGUACUGUUGAAACCAGGCUAGACGAAGAUGAAGUUGGAGGCUUUAUUUGCUUGAAAUUUUGGGCUUCUGAGACCCAGAAAAAGGAUUUUGAACUCUCUACCAUAGUUUAUGAACCUCACAGGGAUGCUGCUAUCUCUGCCAUUGCUUUUCAUCCCAGAAGUAAAAUGGUUGUCAGUUCUUCCUAUGGUGGUGAUUUCAAGAUUUGGGUUCAUAGUAAAACUACUGAAAGUAAAGAUGGUGUCCGUGAAAGCUCAGGCUGGGUUUGCCAUUCUGUCGGCUCAUACAAAGGGAAGUCCAUGACUGCUGCCACCUUUUCUGCUGAUGGCUCCAUUUUAGCUGUUGCUGCUGAAACGGUGAUUACAUUGUGGGACCCAGAUAGGAACUAUCUUGUGGCUGUAGUUGGAGAAACUUACAUGCCUAUUGCGAAUCUUACGUUUGUUGGAAAGUCUGAGUACAUUGUGUCCACUUCACAAGGUUCAAGGCCCCAAUUAUCUCUCUGGUGUUUAUCAAAGCUGUCAAGAACAUGGUCCUACGACUUCUGGGUUGAAGCUGUUGCUUGUAUGGAGGAUGAAUCCCUUUUUGCAGUUCUUGCUGUUUUUUCAGAGUCAUCUGUCUCCACCGAAUCACAAGGAACUCCAACUUCUUCUGGAGAUGGCAUAAUCUUAUUAUUUGAUGUGAAUGUUCCGGUUCCAGUUGCUACGUGGUUGGUUAGGAAGGCAAAGGGAGGAGGAUUAGCAUUUCUCCAAGUUAAUCAAUCUUCAUUGAAGGAGAAUAGUUCUUCUGGAAGACCAUCUGCUUUGCUGGCAUAUAUUAACAGGGAUCAUGAAUAUGUUGUAUUUGACCCCCUUACCCAAGAACAACAAGAACUCAAUGUUCAUCGGAAGAAAGGUUCAGCGGAUUUCGAGGAAGCAGGACGAUCUGGGUACGCUUCUAUUUACGGGGAGCUGCCGCAUUUUGAUCCCAAGAAGAUUAUGCAAGCUACUAUUGUGCCGUCAGAGCGUCCUUGGGAGACCAUUUUCAACGGUCCCUCACAUGCUCUUCCGCCACUUACGAAAUUGUGUUCUGCAUUUUUGGAAUCAUUGCUUGAGAAGAGAACAGCUAGCACUGGCUGAUUUCUGAGCAGAAUUUUGAAUUGUAAUAGAAAUUUUGGCACGGAAAUCACCUUUGAUUUUCUUCUUCGUAUACGGUGUCUAUGUAACCACUUAUUUACUCUGCUUAAUGAAAUGAAGAAGCAUAUUUAAGUAUUAAUGAAA
Molecule: messenger RNA, 2770 nt
Organism: Beta vulgaris subsp. vulgaris (sugar beet)
Lineage: Eukaryota; Viridiplantae; Streptophyta; Magnoliopsida; Caryophyllales; Amaranthaceae
Exons: 16
Coding region: 203-2629 (808 amino acids)
Molecular function (GO): protein binding
Source: RefSeq, a predicted model, not a curated record